This is a messenger RNA of Erigeron canadensis, 1109 nucleotides long. RefSeq names its product probable adenylate kinase 7, mitochondrial. Bases 93 to 833 code for a protein of 246 amino acids. NCBI's taxonomy places the organism in Eukaryota, Viridiplantae, Streptophyta, Magnoliopsida, Asterales, Asteraceae. Gene Ontology annotation, biological process: nucleobase-containing compound metabolic process. The record is from RefSeq and is a predicted model, not a curated record. Gene Ontology annotation, molecular function: AMP kinase activity; ATP binding. The transcript is spliced from 4 exons. Gene Ontology annotation, cellular component: cytoplasm; mitochondrion.
UUCCAUUUCAUUUGUCCUAAAAACAAAUCAACACAAUUUUUUUCAUAAUCAAAACCCUAAUUUUCCAUCCUGCCACUAAAACCCUAGCCGCCAUGGCCGCCGUGGUGUGUCGUCUGAGAGCAGCACUCCGAUCAGGACAAAUCAGCCGCCGGAUGUACGGAUCUGCGGCUCAGCUGCAGUACGAUUACGAAGAGGAUUAUAAUCACUAUGAUAGCCAAUCAGAAAUGGAGGAUUCUUUAGGGUCGGUUUCGGGUCGGGGCGUACAGUGGGUUGUAAUUGGGGAUCCGUUUACAAAUAGACAAAUUUAUGCUGAAAAGCUUUCAAGGCUUCUUAAAGUACCACAUAUUUCCAUGGGUACACUUGUUCGUCAAGAAUUGCAUCCUCGUUCUUCUUUAUACAAAAAGAUUGCGGAUGCUGUGAAUCAAGGCAAGCUUGUGCCGGAGGAAGUGAUAUUUGGUUUGUUAUCGAAGAGGCUGGAAGAAGGUUUCUACAGGGGUGAAACCGGGUUCAUUUUAGAUGGAAUUCCUCGAUCAAGAAUGCAAGCCGAGAUUCUUGAUCAAGUUGUGGAUAUAGACUUGGUUUUAAAUUUCAAAUGCACGGAAGAGUCUUUGCAGAAGAAGCUUACGGGAUAUCAGGCUUGUGGUUCUUACCAAGAUAUUCUUAGUGGGCGCAACUUGAUGAACAAACAAUUAGAGGAUUACUAUAAGAAACAACAAAAACUUCUAAACUUCAAUGUGGCUGGUGCACCUGGAGAGACAUGGCAGGGACUUUUGGCCGCCCUUCAUCUUCAGCAUGUGAAUGCUCUCAGCUCUACACAGAAGUUGAGUAUAUAAAUCUUGAACUUUUGGCCUUUUUGACCGCUUUAUGCAUGGAAAAACAAUAUAUAUAAGUAUUGCGAGUGUAAUAUAGUAUCGUGGAUUUAGCAUUUGCUAAUAUACGCCGAGUUUAAAUUUUCAAGAGAAUAAUUUUCUUGUCCAUUAUACUCACACCCGAGUGUUAUCGUAUUUUUGUAUUGUCUAAUGUAGUCUCAAGACAUUACCGAUGAGCAUCUUGUCGGUUUAUCAAUUUUGUGUCUUACAUAAAUCAAGUUUGCCUUUUUUAAUUACAAA